This is a messenger RNA of Astrephomene gubernaculifera, 2264 nucleotides long. Lineage: Eukaryota; Viridiplantae; Chlorophyta; Chlorophyceae; Chlamydomonadales; Astrephomenaceae. The record is from the annotation of a GenBank genome assembly.
CCAAUUAGCAAUUGAUGCUCUCGGACCUUUUUGUCAAGGUUGGGCUAAGCCGCCCCUUCAACGCUAUCCAAUUGUGCGCCGGCGCGCGACGGCUCUCUAACACAUUACCUUCAUACGUGUAUACAUAUAGUCAACAGUCUUUAGCUACUAUGAAGGGAAUUAGCUUUAAAACUCGCAUGAACAGACUAUGGGGCGCAUAUGAACGUCAACUAAGUCGUCACCCGGUCGCUACCCAGAUGGCCACGUCAUGCGUCCUAUGGGGCGCUGGAGACAUCCUUGCCCAGAGGGUCGUCGAGCGCCGGCGCUGGGAUAAGAUUGACAAUCGGCGCGUGGCUGCAACAGCUGCCUUCGGGGCUUCAUUCAUGGGUCCCGUCGGACACUUCUGGUAUCACCAGCUUGACCAAAUUUGCUCGCGGUUGCUAAGAUCGGGCACACCGGCCUUCCUGGCUGCAAAGCUGAUUGCGGACACGGCCGUCAUGGGCCCACUGUACGUGGUGGCAUUCUACGCAUGGGGUAGCGCGUUCAUUGACCGGACAGGGUUCGAGGGGUUCAGGACCAAGAUCGUAAAGGACUUCCUGCCCACCUUCACCGCGGAGCUGGCUGUGUGGCCGCUGUUCCAGGCCUUCAACUUCACGCGCAUCCCCGUUGAGCAUCAGCUGCUGGCGGUCAAUGCCAUGACACUCGUGGACGCCUGCUUCCUGUCCUGGGCUCGCGCGCAGGAGGACUGGGUGUCUGAGGCCAUGGGCGCAUUCGCCAGCUGGAACGGCUCGAGAAGCAGCAGCAGCUGCGACCCGCAGCAGCCCGCGCUGACCAACCUGCAGAAACAGGGGGAGCAGCAGCGGCGAUAGCAGCAGCAGCGGCAGGAGAAGCGGCACAUGCAGCGCAUGCGGGACGGGAAGACCCAUGGGUCGGCAUGCGGGCUGGAUGAGAGUGUAUUGCAGGCUGAUGACGUGUGUCUGGUGUUGAAACGAUUGUGUUAUAACGAAUGCACCAAUAGGAAGUAUUGUAGUGACUGCGUAGUGAAUUGUGGGAGAAAGGUAUAAGCGCUGCUGGGGCUGCAGCUGGGGCUGCUGUCUUACGAAGCUAUGUCACGAUGCUGACAGAUGUGUUAGUUACAGUUACUUUGGUAGCUUGCAUGGAGCUUGCGUGCCAUUGCGCUAGCUCCAGAGUUAACAGAUUGUACGGAUUUGGGACACGUGGGGACUGAGGAGGCAGCUGACGAGCGCAGGAGUGGCUGCGAUGCGUUACGUGCGGGUGCUGGAGGUGGGGAGGGCUAGGAGCGCUAGGAGAGGGCAUUGCACGGAAAAGGAUAGUAGGCACGCGAUGUCAGCAUUACCGUGUUGCAGACCGAAUCUGUUUUGUUUGGGUUUUGCACACUGACGUCGAAAUGUGUUUACACAACCUUACCGCUUUUCCCUUUAGCUACUGUCUAUUGGCUGCCUGGGGAGCUGUCUGGGGCUUUUGACAUCUCGCCCCGUGCAUCGGCUUGGUUUCCCGUCGCACUCCGUGACGUGGCAUGUGCUAUGUACCGCGUAACGACAUGCAGUGCACCGUACGACGAAGAGGGCCUUAUUGAAGCGGCGCCUACGAGAGUGUGAGAGGGAGUGAACAGUUUUCGAGUGGCGGUGUCUUAACGAGAGUGGUGACACGCCGUUGUCGGAUGAGCGAUAGCGUGAUUUUGAUUGUGCAGCUGUUGCGUCUUGCGUCUUGCGCGCAUUUGAGGGAUAGGCAUUGCGUCCCUAGGCGCGGAGGCCUACUCAGCUGUUAAUACUGCCUUGUUUGUCGAGCAAGGUUCACUCGGUGAUGACACACACGCGAUGUGCGCGGACCGUAUUAAGCAGCUGGUUGGCACCCAGGGUCCAAACUGGGUAACUGUCCGUGUGACAAAGACAUUUGCUUUAUGGUAUAGAAUGGUUGUUUGAGUGGUGCUUGCGACUCAUGCGCUAUUGCUAUGCGGAGACCAGAUGCGGAGGGUACGGGGGGAAGCUCUUGAUGAGGGUCUCGGGCUACUCCCGGACAGCAGCCGGGUUGCGCGCUGGCUGGGGGAUGAGGAGGGGGGAGUGUAGCUGUCGCUUGUGCUUGGGUUCUUGGCGAGGAGUGCGUGACCUGUGCCUUGUCCUCAGUAGGAACGCGAGCGGCUUGCAAAGGGCUACGUGAAGUAUGUCGAUAGUUAGCUACGUUUGUCAGUUCGUACCAAAGCAUUUCCUAGACAUCCAGUGUAAACAGUUAUUCCGGCGGUUUGACAAAUCGUAAGAGCUCACGAG